Molecule: messenger RNA, 658 nt
Organism: Ruditapes philippinarum (Manila clam)
Lineage: Eukaryota; Metazoa; Mollusca; Bivalvia; Venerida; Veneridae
Product: carcinoembryonic antigen-related cell adhesion molecule 16-like
Exons: 2
Coding region: 155-526 (123 amino acids)
Source: RefSeq, a predicted model, not a curated record
AUGCCACGGCUAAACUGGUGGUUAUCCUUUACCAUCGCUUUCAUGGUGGUGCUUCUCGGGAACUGAGCAGAAUUUGAGCACUCGACGACAAGUAAAAAACAGAUGGACUUGGACAGCAUCAAGAAAUGGAACAUGUAAAUGUACAUUUUCACAAAUGGGGGUUGCAAGUGAUGUUAUACUCAACGUCAGAAUUUUAUCGCCACCUACAUCUCUCGCGUUCGAAUUUAAUUCUAAAAUAGUUCAUCCUUCUAGUACAGUUAAAAUUAUAAGUGACAGUGCGAAGCCUAUAUCUUGCUUGUCUUCAAGUUAUCCAUCCCCUGAAUACAAAUGGACAUUUAAUGGACAUACAACAGAGGUUAGUCAAGAGGCUACACUUUUUCCGUCUCAAGUUACAAGAGAUGGUCGUUACUACUGUUAUGCAAAAAACACAAUGAUACCGUCUCUAGGGAGUGAGGAAAGUGGCAGUGCAUAUGCUUUCAUCGACAUUCAACGACUGUGUAAGUUUAGAUUUAUUAGCACUAAAUAAAUAGCAAGAUAACAUUCCAUAUUUAUUGUUUUGUAUGUAUUACAAGUAAUAUUAAGUACGAUUAUGCUGUCAGUAGCUAACCUGUGAAAUGACAACAACAAAAGACUUCCUACAAAACGAAAUUCCUAUGUU